Chiloscyllium plagiosum (whitespotted bambooshark) is the source of this 439-nucleotide messenger RNA. NCBI's taxonomy places the organism in Eukaryota, Metazoa, Chordata, Chondrichthyes, Orectolobiformes, Hemiscylliidae. The record is from RefSeq and is a predicted model, not a curated record.
GUUUUCACUGUCUGUAUGUGUUUGCACCGUUCACAUGUAGUGCUCCCAAACCCCGUGACCAGCACCGCCCAGCAACAGGUCCCAAAGAAGACGGAAUUUUCCAGGGGCCGAGCGCGCACCGUGUUCAGCGAGGAGCAGAAAAGGAAACUGAUGCAACGGUUUCACAGGCAGAAAUAUAUUUCUCCACAAGAGAGGACAGAGCUCGCCACCGCCCUCGGACUGAAUUGUAAACAGGUCAAGACAUGGUAUCAGAAUAGGAGGAUGAAGCUGAAACGCAGUCAGUGUCUCCAAACCCCAGGAACCUCUUGGGAUCAACCCAGUUUCAAUCCUGUUUCAUCCCAGACAGUUAGCUGUCUUCUAGUCCUCUGGCACCUCAUCUCUGGCCAGGGAAGACUUGAAAAUGAUGGCCAAUAUCUCUGAUAUCUCUUCCUUGGUCUCC